AACAAAAGCAUUUUUUUCUGCAGGUAUUCCAGGUGGAGGAAAGUGCUUUUAAGCAUAUUCUCCACCCCAAACAUGGAGUCUGUCUCCAAGAAGAGAAGAAGACAACAAGAGACAACUACAGAAGAAGAGAUGAAGAGGAAGAAGAUGAAACUUCUGGACAGCCAGGAAAGAACCGAAGAAAGAAGAAGCCAGGAGAGACAGCCCAUUCAAGCUGAGCGUCUACCGGAACACAUUAUUACCAACUAUGAGUUCCACUCGAUUCUUGGCCGAGGCACAUUUGGCAAGGUGUUUUUGGCUUCCAUCCCCACGAAGAAAGAACGCGUGGCUGUAAAAGUCAUCAGGAAGACACCCAAGGACGAGGAGAAGAAAACGAUAGAGAAGGAGGCCAGAAUCCUGAAGGUUGCUUGCGGCAGUCCAUUCUUGUGCCGUGGCCUUGCAGCCUUUCAGACCAAAGUAAGUUACUUCCAAUGCUGCCAUACCGUUUGGUUUACUAGUUGCCUAUCCCCAAAGCUCAGCUUAAUGCCAUGA
Xenopus tropicalis (tropical clawed frog) is the source of this 528-nucleotide messenger RNA. RefSeq names its product protein kinase C delta type likegene 8 (gene prkcql.8). NCBI's taxonomy places the organism in Eukaryota, Metazoa, Chordata, Amphibia, Anura, Pipidae. The transcript is spliced from 3 exons. The record is from RefSeq and is a predicted model, not a curated record. Gene Ontology annotation, molecular function: ATP binding; nucleotide binding. The coding region runs from base 73 to 528 and encodes 151 amino acids.